This is a messenger RNA of Pogona vitticeps (central bearded dragon), 3567 nucleotides long. NCBI's taxonomy places the organism in Eukaryota, Metazoa, Chordata, Lepidosauria, Squamata, Agamidae. The record is from RefSeq and is a predicted model, not a curated record.
AAGGAGGGCGGGGGCGGGUUCCUAAGGCGCCAGGCGCGUGAUCAUGACGCCGCUGGUUUGAGGAAACCGGAGAGACCCAGAACUUUUACGUAGAUCCCGGAAGUGAGUUGGGGGAGCGGUUGGACGUCGGCUGGCGCUGCGUCGAGGCGCCGAGUCGAAGGAGGAAAAUAGUUGGGGGCUGGGUGGGAGGGAAAGGCGAACGAGCCGGGAGUUGCCGAGCAGGCGGAGAAGAUGGCGUCGUCGUCGUCGUUCAUUACGGUGCAGCUGAAGAAGGCCUCGGAGGUGGACUUGGCCAAGCCCCUGUGCAAGUUCAUCCAGCAGACGUACCCGGGCGGCGAGUCUCAGGCCGAGCACUGCCGCGCUGCUGAGGAGCUCAACAAGCUGCGCAAGAGCGCGGUCGGGCGCUCCUUGGACAAGCACGAGAGUUCGCUCGAGACCCUCCUGAGAUACUAUGACCAGCUGUGCUCCAUAGAGCCAAAGUUUCCAUUUUCUGAAAAUCAGAUUUGUGUAACUUUUACAUGGAAAGAUGCUUUUGACAAAGGGUCACUCUUUGGAGGAUCUGUUAAACUUGCACUGGCAAGUUUGGGCUAUGAGAAGACCUGUGUAUUGUUCAAUUGUGCAGCAUUGGCUAGCCAGAUAGCUUCAGAACAGAAUCUUGACAGUGAUGAAGGAUUAAAAGCUGCUGCUAAGCAUUACCAGUUUGCUAGUGGUGCCUUCCAGCACAUUAAAGAUACAGUCCUCUCCUCGCUAAACCGAGAACCUACAGUGGACAUCGCUCCAGAUACAGUUGGCACUCUCAGUCUUAUCAUGCUGGCUCAAGCUCAAGAAGUCUUUUUCCUAAAAGCUACCAGAGAUAAAAUGAAAGAUGCCAUUAUAGCUAAACUGGCAAAUCAAGCUGCUGAUUAUUAUGGUGAUGCAUUCAAACAGUGUCAAUACAAAGAUACCUUGCCCAAGGAGGUGUUUCCUCUUCUGGCUGCAAAACAUUGCAUAAUGCAGGCAAAUGCUGAAUAUCAUCAAUCUAUACUGGCAAAGCAACAGAAGAAAUUUGGUGAGGAAAUUGCAAGAUUGCAACAUGCAACUGAUCUCGUAAAAACAGUGGCAUCUCGAUACGAUGAAUAUAUAAACGUAAAAGACUUGUCUGACAAAAUCAGUCGUGCACUUACAGCUGCUAAGAAGGACAAUGACUUCAUCUAUCAUGAUAGAAUUCCAGACCUCAAAGAUUUAGAACCCAUUGGGAAAGCCAGUCUUGUAAAAGCUACUCCAGUUGUUGUGCCUCUGAGUCAGAAAUUUACUGAUUUGUUUGAAAAGAUGGUUCCGCUGGCAGUGCAGCAAGCUCUUACACUGUACAACCAAAGAAAAGCAGACCUGGUUAAUAGAUCAAUCGCUCAGAUGAGAGAGGCCACCAAUCUGGCAAAUGGAGUGCUGGCUUCCCUCAAUCUUCCUGCUGCUAUUGAGGAUGUCUCCGGGGAUAGUAUUCCUCAGUCCAUUCUGCAAAAGUCUAAGUCUGUGAUUGAACAGGGAGGUGUCCAAACAAUUGAUCAAUUGAUGAAAGAUCUUCCUGAACUACUGCAGAGAAACAGAGAGAUUCUGGAUGAGUCUCUAAGGAUGUUGGAUGAAGAAGAAGCAACAGACAAUGAGCUGAAAAACAAGUUCAAGGAACGUUGGCAAAGGACACCAUCAAAUGACCUUUACAAGCCUUUGAGAGCAGAGGGAGCCAAUUACCGGAGUAUCCUGGAUAAAGCUGUGCAAGCUGACAAGCAGGUUAAGGAACGAUAUCAGAGUCAUCGUGAUACGAUUUCUUUGUUAUGUAAGCCAGAAGCAGAAUUGAAUGCAGCAAUUCCUUCAGCAAAUCCAGCAAAAACUAUGCAGGGGAGUGAGGUGGUUAAUGUCCUAAAAUCUUUGCUGGCUAGCCUGGAUGAAGUCAAGAAGCAGAGAGAACAACUUGAAAAUGAUCUUAAAUCAGUAAACUUUGACAUGACAACUAAAUUCCUAACUGCACUUGCACAAGAUGGUGAUCUGAAUGAAGAAGCCAUUUCUGUUACUGAGUUGGAUCGUCUUUAUGGUAGUUUUACCCAUAAAGUACAGGAGACUUUGAAAAAACAAGAGGAGCUGCUCAACAGCAUUCAGGUAUUGUUUGCUUCAGAAGCAUAUUUUAAGAGCUACAGUGGAUGCCUGGUGAUAUACUACUUCAGAGCUGGACAAGUAGACUCUGAGACAAAAUCCUUGCUGUGCUUCACAUUUGUUCAAUACUUCCUUUUCAGAGAUCUGCAACAAAGUAUUGCUAGAGAACCAAGCGCUCCUUCUUUUCCUUCUGUGCCUGCAUAUCAAACAGGUCCUCCUGGAGGAAACAAGCCUCCAACUUCAUCUGUCCCAACUCCAGCCCCCAGAACCAGUGUGUCUAACAAACCGCAGCCGCCAGCACGCCCUCCCCCACCAAUGAUUUCUUCAGCAAAUACACUCAGUAACCCAGUAUCAGCAACUGCUGGGACAACGGCUCCUCCAGCUGGCUCUGCCACCAACACGGCGCCUUCGCAGGCACAGGGGCCACCUUAUCCAACAUAUCCAGGUUACCCUGGAUACUGCCAGAUGCCUUUGCCGAUGGGGUACAAUCCAUACAUGUACGGCCAGUACAAUCUGCCAUACGCACCUUCACCUAUGUACCAAAAUCCUGGACAAGCACCAUAUCCAGGAGGACCUCAGCAGCCUAGUUAUCCUUUCCCACAACAGCCCUAUUAUCCACAGCAAUAGCACAUUUGUGAAGACAUACUGCUUGUUAUAACUAAAAGAAUCUUGCAAUAAGCCUAUUAAAUCUUUAGUUCCAGUUAGUGUACCUCACUGUAUUGAAACAAGUUUGUAACUUCUUUCUCUGGUUAAUUACUCCCAAAGGUUCUCUGCACCCAGUUGAAUACAGGCUGCAUUAGACCUCUUAUGUUGAGAGUGUGGCAGGCUGCUAAAAUGUUAUACAGAUAGAACUGGAUUACAGCAAAAUUUUAUGCUAAAUUAGUUAAACUAGACCAGAACAUUUAUUGGAAAGUGAUUUCCUAAAUACUUUAAAUGAGACAAUUGAAAUAAAAAGCAAAAUCAUGCCAGUACUGGCUGUGAUGUAGUCUACAAGACUAAAUAGGAUUUUCUUCUGUAUUACAUUGAUUUGUAUUUUGAAUUUGAGUUUUGCUACGAGUAUGUUUGGUUUAAUAAUCAAGGCUUUGUAAAUUGUAAGUGUGGACUAAAAGUGCAUAGGACAGUUUAAAAAAAAACAGUAGAUAUUUUUAUUACCCUAUAACCAGGUUUUUGAAAUUUGGACAUGUUCUUUGGCACUGGACUUUGAAACUGAGGUUUCGAUUAAAUAGUCACAGUUGAUUGUAUUUAAUUUCCUGUAACAUAGAAACAAUUCCUUAAAUCAAGAAGUUGUUAUCCCAGAGUGAGAAAGAGAAAAUAAAUCAACUUAUUUUUAUCAAAUCUUUCAAAAGAAUAGUUCUUAGGUUUUGAGGAGUUUAUCAGGGAUGCAUUGCAGCGUAAGUUAAGUUCAUGAUAUAUGACUUGGCUGGCAAAUAAAAUACCUUAUUUUGA